Mytilinidion resinicola is the source of this 1893-nucleotide messenger RNA. RefSeq lists its product as uncharacterized. Gene Ontology annotation, biological process: lipid metabolic process. The record is from RefSeq and is a predicted model, not a curated record. NCBI's taxonomy places the organism in Eukaryota, Fungi, Ascomycota, Dothideomycetes, Mytilinidiales, Mytilinidiaceae. The transcript has a single exon. Gene Ontology annotation, molecular function: phosphoric diester hydrolase activity. The coding region runs from base 324 to 1412 and encodes 362 amino acids.
ACAUAAUACGCGCGCCGCAGGUACGGAUGUGCUUUUCAUCUUACAUCUACAUUACAAGAGGUGCCGCGCUGUUUGCCAUUUCGUUAUACUCUUACUUUCUUUCAUCUGAAGACUGCGAUCUGCUUUUGUCUCGUCACCUCGGUCAUCAUCAUCCUUCGUUCAGGUGCUGGCGUCAGUCUUACUCUACCCCAGCUGACGGAAAUCGAGAUCACCAUCGCUCCACUGUUAUUACUGUCUUGUCUUAUUCAUAAGAGAUCCAUCGUUUGCUAGAAGAUCCAAGCUUCAUAUCUUUAGCUCGUGGAAUUCCACCACAAAUCGCCACAAUGCUCUACACAGCACUUCUCUCAAGCUUUGCUCUACUACCGCUGCUCUACUCAACCGCCUCCGCCGACACAGCUUGCAAUAACUCGCCGUCGCUGUGUUCGAAGAACUACAACAACAUCACCCACCUCGGCGCCCACGACUCGCCCUUCCUACGCGACAAGUCCACCGACUUCUCCGAAAGCGGCAACCAGUACUUUAACAGCACCGUGCAGCUCGAUGCCGGCGUACGUCUCCUUACCGCCCAGGUCCACAAAGCAAACUCCACAUCUGGCGACGCAGAAUGGCACCUGUGCCAUACCAGCUGCUCUUUACUUGACUCCGGGACUCUGGAAUCGUGGCUCAGCAGCAUCAAGAGUUGGCUCGACACCAACAAGAACGACGUCGUGACCAUCCUACUCGUCAACUCCGACGACGCCGCUGCAUCUGAUCUAGGUCCCUCUUUCAAAGACUCCGGCAUCUCCGACUACGCCUACACGCCCCCGUCCAGCUCCGCCGCGCCCACCUCAUGGCCAACCCUCGAGAACCUGAUCUCCAACAACACGCGCCUGAUCACCUUCGUCGCCAGCCUCACCCCCGACACCGCGUACCCCUACCUCAUGGACGAGUUCACCUUCGUCUUCGAGUCGGCCUUCGAAAACACCUCGCCCGCCAACUUCUCCUCCUGCCAGCCCAACCGGCCCUCCUCGGUCGCGAACCAGCCCUCCGAAGCGAUCGACUCCGGCCGCAUGUUCCUGAUGAACCACUUCCUCGACUCGUCGGAGCUGUUCGGCAUCGAGACGCCCAACGAGGACGCCGUCAACGUCACCAACGCCGCGACGGGGACGGGCAGCUUGGGAGCGCAGAUGGAGGUGUGCGAUAAGCUGUAUGGGCGUGAGCCGACGUUUGUGCUCGUGGACUUUUUCAACGUGGGGCCCGCGAUUGCGAGUGUGGAUGCAGCGAAUGGGGUGACGGAUGCGGUAGGCCGGACGGCCGUGACGACGGCGAAGGUGGAGGAUACCGGGAAUUGGGGUGUGAGAGCGGGCGGGAAGGGGAGUGUGGGUGCUGUUGUGGUCGCGAUGGUGGUGGCGGUGUGGUUUGGGGGGUUGUGAGAGCUCCCCUCGGACCUGAUCGUGGAUGAGUUAUGAUUUUCUUUCUUCUCCUUUUGGUGGGUUGGGUAAAAUUGGUAAGGAUGGGUGGCAUCUUCAUUCUUUUUUGGCGUACUUAUUCUACUGCAUUAGCGACGGCGUUUGGAUCGGGCAGCGGCAUCACGCUUCAAAAGAUGGGACAUCUCCAUCAAAAUUUGGAUUUGGCAUCUUGUUGCAUCAAAGGAGGUUUGCUCUCCACAAAUAGCAUCAUCUAGCAUUGUCAUCAACUUGACAUCUACCCACGAGUUCAUCACGCACGUGAUAUCCCUGUCUGGCACGUCUACUUCUGUCUUGAUACAAGGGUAUCACGGCAGAAGAACGGGUAGAGUCUUGGAUAGGGUAUUUGAAUUGGCUCGUGCACAUAUACACGUGAUAUGACGGAGAAUGCCGUGUGUAUACAAAAAACGGGUGGGGGGGCAUUCUCUUGUAUUCUAUGCACUUGUGG